AUGGCGUCCCCUUCUGCUGCUCAACAGCAACAGCAACAGCAGCAGCAGCACGGCCAAGGACUCCCAUCCAUCAGCAGCCUCACCAAUGGCCUGCCUCCAUCAGCGCCCAUCUCGCCCGACCAGCAAUCUCCUCCAGACUCGACGCGGGACUCGGGAACUUGGCCUCAACCGCACAACAGCAAGCACAAUUCUGCCAACAGCCAAGGACUCCAAGUACACACCCUACUGAACCCGGAUGAAUCCCCGUCACGACAGUCUGUGCCUAACACACCACUUUCAGCCAGAGUGCCGAACUCCGCCCAGUCUGUCGGCUCUGCUUUGCCUUCAAUCAAUCAAGGCUUCCACGAUGGAAGGCCAGACAGCUAUAACCGCGACAGUCUGGGAAGCGAACUUAACCGAAACAGUUAUAAUCGCGACAGCCUUGGACGGGAACUUAACCGAGACAGCUACAAUCGCGACAGCACACACCUGGACUCGCGUCGCAGCAGCGUCGACAGCCGGAUGCAUCAAACAUUCAACAACCUGUAUAUCAACCAACCGCAGUCACCGUACGAAAGUGCAAACACGUCACAAGUAUCUCUAGCUGCCAGCUUACGCCGACCCAAUGGACAAACACCAAUCUCGCCGCUGUCUGGACGUUCGAAUCCACGGCACAUGGCACCACGAAUUGCACCUCCAAUCAUGCCUGUAGGACGUGGCCCAGGUUUACCCGAUCCUACAGCAGCAAAGCCUACACAAGGUUUCGCAUGGGCUUUUCCCGACAGUGCAAUCCCAGAGGAGAGGCGAGGCUCAGACAGUGGUGAAUCCAGCGUAGGUGGAGUAUCGAGACAGAACAGUUUCGCGGCAUCGUCCGUACGGAGCAGCAUCUUCUCGACAGACUCGCAAAUGCCCGGUGGGCAGAGGCGAUUUGGCGAUGAUGAAGCUGGCACAACACAUCAUCAUUCUAUGCAACAUCGAACUAUCCAGAGCCUACAGAACCAGGAAAUGACACCUCAGGGCGUCGGCAACUACAGUCGAACUCCCGAGCUACGUGUCAGUCACAAACUUGCCGAACGGAAGCGCAGAAGUGAAAUGAAAGAUCUUUUCGAGGAUCUGAACAAGGCUGUCCCUUCGAACGGCGGCACCAAGGCGAGCAAAUGGGAAAUUCUUACCAAAGCAAUCGAGUACAUACGUCAGACACAGCAUCAAGAGCGACAACUCCACCAGGAGGUACAGCGACUACAAAGGGACUCUGAGUAUGGCCGUGAAGCGCAUAAGGAGAACGAGAUGCUCAAGACGGAGGUCCAAGUCAUGCACCAACAUCUUCGCCGUCUUGACCCGAACGCUCCUCACGUCUAUGGUCACUUCACGUCUCAGCUCAGUCAGCAGCAGACGCAAUCGCAGGCCAACGGCAACUCUGGGAUCUCGCUGCCACCUCUUAACCCGGCCCAGCCCGCUGGCCAAGCUGCUGGAUUCAGCAGCGUUCCUGCAGCCGCGCCUAUGCAAGGCGUCGAGUACGGCGGAUACGGAAGGUAG
Messenger RNA from Fulvia fulva, 1515 nucleotides. RefSeq lists its product as uncharacterized. Gene Ontology annotation, molecular function: protein dimerization activity; DNA-binding transcription factor activity. The coding region runs from base 1 to 1515 and encodes 504 amino acids. NCBI's taxonomy places the organism in Eukaryota, Fungi, Ascomycota, Dothideomycetes, Mycosphaerellales, Mycosphaerellaceae. The record is from RefSeq and is a predicted model, not a curated record. Gene Ontology annotation, biological process: positive regulation of transcription by RNA polymerase II. Gene Ontology annotation, cellular component: RNA polymerase II transcription regulator complex. The transcript is spliced from 4 exons.